GGAGUCAAGCGGCGAGCCACGCCCCCCGCCCUUCCCGAUCGGCUGGAUUCUCGACGCUGCGCAGCUUCCGCGAUGCAGCCCGUCACGCCGGGCGAGGCGGGGGGAGCCUGGGCGGCUGCCCCGCUGGGGACCCUCCCGCAGGACCUGCUGGCGGAGCUGUGCCAGCGAGCCGUGCAGCGGUUGCAAUCCGGGAGGGUCUCUUUCGAUGCCCCCCAGAUGUGCCAGAGGUGCCUCGCGGCCGGCGUGGAAACAACUCCAGCCGACCUGUGCCAGGUGCUUCGGAUCCUCAUCUGGCUUUUUGGCACAGCAGCGAAAAAUAAACUCUCCACCGAAGAAUUUUCCGCCGAAUUAGGCAAAAGGUUCGGUUUUCUGCCACAACAAUCUGGCCAGGUCAUCCAGCAGGUGUGGAAGGAGAAAAGAGAAUCUCUGGUGGGAUUGGAGGAUGCAAAACCCGUGGCAGCAGCCGGACAGCUGGUUGAUUUUCAGUGGAAGCUGGGAAUCGCCGUGAGUGCCGACAGCUGCAAAUCCUUGAAAUCGCCUUGUGUUACGGUGGCGUUAAAAGUUGCCGAUGGUUUGGGGAACGUCACGUGCAAAAGCUUUGAAAUGACAAUCUCUCAGUUUCAGAAUUUCCACAGCCAGUUCAAGGAGAUGGCAAGCGUUCUGGAGACAUUUUGAACCACUCCCCUUGCCGAUCCUAAAAGGUCGUUCUACAGAAUGAUUCUCCGGAAAGAGAUGCAGGCUGAUUCUUCUCUUGGGGUUUUCACCGUGACGUUCUCCAGCUGAAGAGCUGCAAACUCUCCUGCGUUGAGUGAAAUUCUCCAUACCAGUCCUCCUCCUGAAAGAGACCUGCUGUUUCACCCCAGAAUUUAGGUGGAACCGAUCUCAGCCACUCAGAAGAAGACCAGAGGAGUGGCUGCGUAGGAGGAGCAAAUCCUAUCAUGUCCUGAGAAUCCUGAGCAAAUCCUAUCAUGUCCUAUCAUGUCCAAUCCUAUCAUCCUAUCAUGUCCUGCCCAAUAUAUGCCUUCCUUUAAGGCAGGGGUCUGCAAACCCGGCUCUUUUAAGACUUGUGGACUUCAACUC
Molecule: messenger RNA, 1080 nt
Organism: Ahaetulla prasina
Lineage: Eukaryota; Metazoa; Chordata; Lepidosauria; Squamata; Colubridae
Gene: COMMD6
Product: COMM domain containing 6
Exons: 6
Coding region: 73-675 (200 amino acids)
Molecular function (GO): NF-kappaB binding
Source: RefSeq, a predicted model, not a curated record